AUGGGGUUCCCCAACUGCUCAGCGCCCGACACCAUGGUGGACAUGGCUGUGGGCAUCCUGCUGGGCCUGGAGUGUGUGCUGGGCCUGAUGGGCAACGCUGUGGCACUGUGGACCUUCUUCUUCCGGCUGCGGGUGUGGAAGCCCCACGCUGUCUACCUGUUCCAUCUGGUGCUGGCCGACCUGCUGCUGGCUGCGUGCCUGCCCUUCCUGGCUGCCUUCCACCUGAACCACCGGGCCUGGGGCCUGGGCUAUGCCACCUGCCGGGCCCUGCGCUUCCUGCUGGACCUCAGCCAUGGCGUGGGGGUGGUCUUCCUGGCUGCGGUGGCCCUGGACCGCUACCUCCAUGUGGUCCACCCUCGGCUCAAAGUCAACCUGCUGUCCUCUCGUGCGGCCCAGGGGCUCUCAGUCCUGGUCUGGCUUCUGGCAGGGACCCUCACCCUUCCAGGCCUGCUGGGGAUCUCUGAAGCUGCCCAGGAUUUCCCUGAGUGCUCCAGUUUCUACCCCAGGGCAGAAGGCUCCCUGAGCGCCACCUGGCAGGAAGCUCUCUUCUUCUUCCAGUGUGGUCUCCCCUUCGGCCUCAUCUUGUUCUGCAAUGCCAGCCUCAUCAGGACUCUCCAGAGAAGACUCCGAGACCCUGAGAAGCAGCCCAAGCUUCAUCGGGCCAAGGCGCUGGUCACCGUGGUGGUGGUACUGUUUGCUCUGUGCUUCCUGCCUGGGUUCCUAGCCAGGGCCCUGACGCAUGUUCUCUGGGGCCUGGGAAGCUGUGGGUCUCUGCGGGUGAUGAUGCAUGCCCUGGACAUCACAGGAAGCCUCGCCUACCUGCAUGGCGUGCUGGACCCCGUGGUCUACUGCUUCUCUAAUCCCACCUUCAGACACUCCUACCGUAAGGUCCUCAGUACCCUCCGGGGCAGGAGGAAAGCCGCAGAGCCUCCUUGUUUCAACCUCAGGGACUCCUCUUCCUGA
Messenger RNA from Carlito syrichta (Philippine tarsier), 963 nucleotides. It is a transcript of the gene GPR31, whose product is annotated as G protein-coupled receptor 31. The coding region runs from base 1 to 963 and encodes 320 amino acids. Gene Ontology annotation, molecular function: G protein-coupled receptor activity. The record is from RefSeq and is a predicted model, not a curated record. Gene Ontology annotation, biological process: G protein-coupled receptor signaling pathway. Lineage: Eukaryota; Metazoa; Chordata; Mammalia; Primates; Tarsiidae. The transcript has a single exon. Gene Ontology annotation, cellular component: membrane.